GUGGCGACGGGGUUGGUACUUGGUAUGGUGGGUGGGACUCGGUACAAAAGAAAAGAGUAUGAUAUUAUUGAUAUGUAGUUUAUCCUUUCAGCUCCACUCCUUCCUCUCUUCUCUCUCCCUGCAAAAUAAUCCCAAUAAAUAAGAGAACCCUGCCUAUAAUAUAAUUGGGGGGGUUCAGGGCUGCAUAUUUCCGAGAAAUGGAGAGGUUAAUUUCUUCCAAUUUAAUCCCUUCCCAGCUCCGUUGCGAUUCCCCAAUUCUUCCCCGACUUGACUCACUCCGGAGACUCGCUCCUUCUCCUUAUUCGACGUUGUCCUUUCCGUUGCUUGCUCGCUCCAAAUUGCGCCGACUCAAUCUUCUCUCAUGCAAUCACCAUGACCCGUAUUUUGUUGCCCCCAAACCCGUUGAUGAUUUCCCGGCAAAGGAUUUGUCUGUUUCUGUGGAUUCGGCCAAUGGGUCGGAAACUAAGUCCUGUUUUCUCAACCUAAUUGCUAGUACAUUAUCUAAGCAGCAAAAGGUGUAUAAUGCUGGGAAACUGAUAUUAAUAUCAGCAAUCUUUUUUACAUUACACCAUCCGGCCAUAGUGCUACCAGCUUUUGCUAGUUUUCCGAGUGCAGCUAAAGCUGGAGCUCCAACUGCGGUUGCAGCAGGGAGUAGUCUCGUUCGUAGUGAGUUACUCAGCAGUGCGUGGACUGGCUUCUUUGCUGGUUGCUUACACACACUAUCAGGUCCUGAUCAUCUUGCUGCAUUAGCUCCACUCUCAAUAGGCCGUACGAGGAUGGAAAGUGCUGCUGUUGGAGCCCUAUGGGGAUGUGGCCAUGACGCUGGACAGGUUAUAUUUGGCUUACUUUUUCUACUCUUGAAAGAUCGACUUCAUAUUGAGGUCAUUAGGACGUGGGGAACAAGAGUUGUGGGUUUUACUUUGCUUGUAAUUGGUGCCAUGGGAAUCAGGGAAGCUUCAGAAGUCCCUGCUCCGUGUGUUUCCCUGGAAAAUGUUGGAUGUGAUGUUAGUGGGUAUGAGGCUGUUACUAGCCCGUCCAUUGCAAAGAAGAAGAUUGGAUUCGCCACUUUUGCAACAGGGAUUGUCCAUGGAUUGCAGCCUGAUGCUUUGAUGAUGAUCUUGCCUGCACUGGCAUUGCCUUCUCGCUUGGCUGGUGCUGCAUUUCUGUUGAUGUUCUUAGUUGGGACAGUAAUUGCUAUGGGAAGUUACACCGUGUUUAUAGGUUCAUGUAGUCAAGCGCUCAAGGAUAGAGUCCCUAGAAUAACGGAGAAGCUCACAUGGGCGUCUUCCCUUAUAGCAAUUGCUUUAGGGCUUGCGAUUCUGAUCAGCCAAUUUUUUGGAUUUAGCUUGUAUUAACAUGUUUAGAAUUCCUCAUUUGUCUCUUUGUGGUAGUGAAAGAUUUUGGGAGGUACAAGGUAGUGAAUUGAGAGAAAAGCUUGUGCCUGUGACUUUGUAUGUCCAAGACUCCAAUAUGAUUCUGAAGUUAGAUAUUUCAUUGCCCCGCCCCAAAAGGUAUGGGGCAAGUUGCCACUUUGAGUAAGAUGGGCUCUAGACUGAUU
Sesamum indicum (sesame) is the source of this 1558-nucleotide messenger RNA. RefSeq names its product chloroplast protein FOR GROWTH AND FERTILITY 2. The record is from RefSeq and is a predicted model, not a curated record. Lineage: Eukaryota; Viridiplantae; Streptophyta; Magnoliopsida; Lamiales; Pedaliaceae.